AAAAGGAGACUUUCCCUUCACCCACCCCAGCAGCAGAGUGUGUGGGACAGGCAGCUCUGGCCCCAGCUGUUGUCGCACUGAUAGUGUCUCUCUGUAAUGCCGCAUUAACAACAAACUGGGAAUUGCAUCUUCUAGCUGUGCAGUUUUGUUGCCUUUCUGAAACCAACAUAGGCAGAGAAAUCCCCAGGGAAGAAAAAAUCCCUGACAGAUCUUUCCAAAUGCCUGGUGGUCUCUGCUCGCUGACGGAGAGCGUUAACAUCUUGGUGCAGGCACAGCCACCAGCUGCCAAAGGAGCAUGGGGCAAGUGAUUUGAGUUCCUCGGCCAAGCCUAGUAGCUAUCUUGCCGAGGAAGCCGAGCUUGGGUGAAGAAGUGCCCUUUGCAGCAUUGGGCUGUGCACACAGCAGAUGGGAAUUUGUCCUGUCCCCCCCCUACAUGGGACACAGCCAUCUGGGGAUGGUCUGGAUACUGGGUAUGACAGUCCCAUACCCUUCUGCAUUGCCUUGUGCAGGGUGCUCAGCACCCAGUGGGCUCCAAGGCACAGCAAGCCCAGAGCAUCUGGAAGCAAAGGUGUGUUUGGACUGGUCCCGAGAGUGCAUUUAGGGCACCUUGACAGCACUCUCUUCCCUCAUCCUUCCUAGGAAAGUAAGCAGAACUGGCACUCGGACCAAAACCGUUCCCAGCCCAUGGCCGUGGGCAGCCGCAAGAGUCCCUUGCUGCAGGGAAGCGAAGCAGAAGUGACUUGGGCGGCUGCUGCGUGGAGCGUUGCUUCCUGUGGCACAGCCAGCCCUGUCCUGCUUAGGAAGUCACGCAGCGGGAGCGAGGGCAGCGCGCGGGAGCCUGCCUCGAGGUGCCCAUCAGCCCCGAACACGUGGAUCUACACACAGGCAGGACAGGCUGCGGAAGCACCAACGGCAGCUGGAAGACACCUGCAGGCACUGAGGUCUCAUCUGGCUGGAGGCAGGGGAGGUUCAGGCGCCGGAGAGAGCCAAGCACUUGCAGAGCCUUUGGCACCUAAGCCGUAGAGUUGGCAGCAGCUAGAGGAAGCAGCUGUGGGGCAAGGAAACAUUUCCGUGUGAGUUGCCUGGUUGUUCACCAUGAAUGUGGCUGCUCUCCUCCUCCUGGGGCUGGGGCUGUUGGAGGCAGAAGGCAGGUGUUUCUUCAAUCGCACUCAGGAGCACUGUGUGUGCUAUAACCUGUCCCAGGAAAGCGUAAGCAGCAUCAUCCAGUGCCUCCCAGCCUCUGUUGUGGAGUUUUUGGGGGGAGAGCUGGAGAGAUACAUAGCCUUCCCAAUCGGCAACCUGGACCCCUCUGCCAUUGAAAUGCUGGGCUCCCUUGUCAUCAGGAAAAUAAUUUUUGGUGAUCUCCUGGUGCCUGAGAUACUCCUUGCCCGAGUCCUGAGGCUCUUCUCCUACACCCAGGUGCAGGAGCUGGUGUUUGAGCGCUGCAUUUUCGAGGGGAGAGGCAACUGGGAUGAAAUGGCCCGCCAGGACUUGCCCAUAUUGUCCCUGCACUUCCACAACGUGACAUCUGCCCCGCUGACAGGCCGUGAGCAGGACUUCUCUAGUCUAAGCAGCUGGCUGGAGACCCUGCAGGAGCUGGCUGUCACCGGCUCCCAUGUCACCACCCUGCCCUGUGGCAUCGGAAGGGUGUUCAGAGCUCUGCGCUCCCUGGACAUGGCACAAAACAGCGUUGGGGAUGAGAGCUUGAUGCUCGCCUUCUGCAAGGGGGCUUUCCCUCAGCUUCAGGUACUGAGUCUGCAACGCAACAACCUGACAUCCUACCACAGCGUGUGUGAAAGCGUGCAGCUGCUGCCUGAGCUCCAGCAUCUAGAUCUCAGCCAGAACAAGCUCAUGGCAGACCUGUCCUCCUCCUGCCAGUGGCCAGCGUCCCUCCGAAUUUUUAACUUGUCCGACACUGGCUUGGAUAAAGUCCUCACACCUCUGCCUCCCAGUCUAGAAGUGUUGGACAUGGGCUGCAACCACCUCCAUACUGUAGACAUCUCCCUUAGCUCCCUGAAGAAGCUCUUCCUGAGCCAAAACAUGCUGCAGGCUUCCCCCUCCAUCAGGAAUUGCCCCAUGUUGGAGACCCUCCACCUGGACAACAACUUGAUCACAGAGCUGCCAUGGGAUGAGGUGAAGCUCCUGGGGCGCCUGUGGGAUGUGGCUGCGGCCGGCAACCCCUACAACUGCUCGUGCUCCGGGGCCGGGGGGGUCCAGGCGCUGGCGGGCAUGGGGCACCUUGGGCAGGGCUGGCCCCAGGACUACAUGUGUCACUCCCCACCUCACUACCAGGGCAGGCUGGUGAAGGACGUGCCGGUCUCGGUGCUGCAGUGUAACAGUGCUGCAGUGAUUGCCCCUGUCUGCGUUGCCCUCGCCCUGCUUGGGGUAGCCGGGGCCGUCUGCCUGGUCAGAUCCAGGCCUGGGCUCGCCCGGCCCUGCCGCAAAGUGUGAAGGGGAUGUGUGACCGUUCCCACCAGUGCUUCCCCACAGGGGCUCAGCCCCAGGGGCCGCAAUGCCAGGAUCUCUGUGGGAAGACUCACAGGACCCCCAAGUUCUGGUGAGGGGCUGUCUUGAUGUCCCCAGUCCAGGCUCCCCUGUGGAGCAGGACUGUCCCCAGCAUUAUCCCACAGUGGCUGUAGCUCUGCCUGUCCAAGUUUUAGGCGAACCCCCAAGCAAAGCUCCUUGCCAUGCUCUGUCCCGGGGCUGCAUCCUCCCAGAGGGGUUCUCCUUAUGGCCAGCUCUAACUCCCCAAGCCCCAACAGGCACCCAUUGCCCCUGUGAUAUCAUCUGCCCUGAACAAGAGAUGUUCAGCUCCAUCAUAUUUGCACCGCUGCAGGUGGUGCUCAGAUGCCCCAAGCCUCACUGGGGUCUGGUGGUCCCCACGCAGAGCCCCCCCCUGCCCCUCCUUGUAGCCCUGUGCCCCCCAGCCCAGCUGUUCUUGCAGCCCCCGUGGCCCCUUUGCUGAUCCUCCACCUCUCCUCACCUGGGGCUAUGGCUGGGCAUGGCUGUGAGGAUACCUGAGUUGUGAGGAUGUCUGCCUAACUGCUAUUUAGCAUAAGAGAAAAACCACAAAAGACAGGAAAAUGAAUAAAUUAAACAUCCCUAUACGCAAACACUAACAAGCAGGAGGUAACACAAACAGCAACCAAGACCUGAGCUCUCAAGGCACUGGUGGACAAACCCCUCAAGUGUGACCUUGAAGAGGUUCACCCAGAAACUUUUUAACUGGUAGGAAGAAAACGGAUUUGUUCUGGGUUAUUCAGAAAAUGUCUCAUAGGAAAGAGAAAAUUGACUAUGGGAUACUGAGGGAGACUGGGGGAAGGCAAAACUUACUGGGAAUGUUUAUGGAAAGCAUUAAAGGGAGGGUCAUGGUGGGUGGGUAGGGAAGGAACAAGCAUGGGAAAAUGGGGACGGGGAAGAAGGGGGCCGGUGGUAGGUAGGCCACACUCACCUGGCAAAGCCCUGUGCUUUGUCCCCAUGGUCUGUCCUGCCUUCUCAUUAAAAUCCAUUCCUAGGUAUUUUCUAUGUCACCUCACUCUCUAUUCUGUUUGUGCACGUGUGAUCUGUGAGCAAACACAGGCUGGGACUAGCCAGUGGGUGGGAAACCAGAGUGUGGAAAAACCCAAGGCUGGAGCUGGAGAGUGGCUAAACAGGGCCUUGGGUCCAGCCAUGGAUCUGUGAUGGAUUUGGGAUCUGUUGCGUGUUUGAGGGCACAUGGGUGUGCACCUGCCUGUGGGUAGAGGGUGGGGGUGUGGGAUUGUGCCACCAGCCCACAUCACCCCUGAGCAGCUGGAGAGGGAUGGGGCUGUGCUGCCUGUGUGCUUGUGUUCGUGGGAGCACCGUUGGUGGUUAGAUGGGUGCAGGUAAAGGCACUGCUCAGCUUGUGUUGACCCGUGUGGACACUACGUGUCUGCAUUUGCAUCUUGGAGAUUGGUGCUCAGCCUUGCUACUGGCUGGACCUGAGAAUAGGGAGCAGCAGCUGCUGUCUAAUGGAUGAGGAAGGAGAAAUCCCUGUGUCCCAGAACCCUAGGAUUUGCUUUCCCUUAGCAGCACCCACGUGAAGCACAACCCCACCCCUUGCUCUGCUCCUGAUGGAGCCCCAGGUGCUGCUUGCUCCAUAUUUGCAAUGAUGGCUCAUGUCCAGCCUGGCAUCACCCUCACGCCUGAAGACAUUUGGGCAGGCAGGGGCUCAGGGAGGCAGGGGCAGCGUUGUAAUCUCAUUCUAUAGGGGGAAUGGUGGCAGACGGAGGGAUGCGUGUGCAUCUCCUCAUUGUGCCUGGUCCUGUCCAAAUGCAAGGCACAGGGGCUGUCCUGGGACCUCUCUUCUGUCUCCCACAGUCUGCAUUUCCACAGACCACAGAGAUCCUCAGCAUCAGCAUUUCCUUCUGUGCUUGCUUGGUAUGACUGAUCUCCAAUAAAUGUGAUUCUGUGGUU
Messenger RNA from Aquila chrysaetos chrysaetos, 4434 nucleotides. Its product is annotated as toll-like receptor 2. Bases 1096 to 2451 code for a protein of 451 amino acids. Gene Ontology annotation, cellular component: lipopolysaccharide receptor complex; membrane raft; external side of plasma membrane. Gene Ontology annotation, biological process: positive regulation of non-canonical NF-kappaB signal transduction; positive regulation of type II interferon production; inflammatory response. Gene Ontology annotation, molecular function: protein binding; lipopolysaccharide binding. The transcript is spliced from 2 exons. NCBI's taxonomy places the organism in Eukaryota, Metazoa, Chordata, Aves, Accipitriformes, Accipitridae. The record is from RefSeq and is a predicted model, not a curated record.